This is a messenger RNA of Ornithodoros turicata, 6395 nucleotides long. RefSeq names its product proton-coupled folate transporter-like. Gene Ontology annotation, biological process: transmembrane transport. Bases 189 to 1730 code for a protein of 513 amino acids. Lineage: Eukaryota; Metazoa; Arthropoda; Arachnida; Ixodida; Argasidae. Gene Ontology annotation, cellular component: membrane. Gene Ontology annotation, molecular function: transmembrane transporter activity. The transcript is spliced from 8 exons. The record is from RefSeq and is a predicted model, not a curated record.
UCGGCGGCGUUGCUGUGGGUGUUUGGCCGUUUGGCAUUCAGCGAUUUCGCUGUGCUGUGUUGAUCGUUGGUGAUACUUUUAUUUCUUUUCUUGCCGAGUGUGUUGCUCGUCGUGGCUCCCAUCGUUCAUUUACUCGCUCGCGUGGUGUCCACUUGCCAGGAGGAUGUGAUUUUCAGCGAGAGCUACCGAUGCGCUUCUUCUUGCCUGACAGAGCAGAAGGAAGUCAGGUGCCCCUCCUGAGGACCAGGAUCAGCACAGACAUGCAGAGCAACAGCAAUGCCGUGGAGAGGCAACGGUCGACCGACACGAUUGUCCUCAAGGAAGGAGGCCGCGUGGACUGGUUCCUCUUUGUGCGCAAACUCCACCUGGAGCUAUUCCUCUUUGUGUUUGCCAUGUCCUACUCGAUGCGACUCAUCCUCACGCAAGACCUGUUCCUCACCAAGGCCUGCUGGUUCCUCUACAAGAUGGACAACGCGGCCUGCCGGAACCUCUCCUGGAACAUUACCAUCAAGGACGACGUCACCCGGCACGCCAACAUCAACAACUUAUGCCUCUUCUUAAUCCAGUUUGUGCCUGCAGGACUGCUGUCCAUAUUCCUCAGCCCGUGGAGCGACAAGUAUGGGAGUAAGAUUCCAAUCUUGGUGGCCGUAGUUGGGGGUAUCGUUCAGGACCUGACCACACUGGUCACUGUGCUGGUGUGGACGACACCCACCUAUGUGACUGUUCUCUGCGGAGUUCCCAACGGCCUGAGCGGGGGCCUCGUCUCCGUCUGCGCGUCCGUCUACAGCAACGGCGCAAAGACCGUGUCCGCCGAGCUGAAGACGGUCCGCUUCGCGUGCAUUCUGACGGCGUUGACACUGGGGUUUCAGUUGGGGAUGUUUGUCGGGGGUCAGAUUUUCAACGCGGCAGGUUACCUGCCCAUCUACGCGACAUCUGCGGGCCUCUUGGCACUCAUGGUGACGUGGAUAUGGUGGACGGUGCCUUUUAGUUCCCAGCUGUACUGCACAGGGAGAAGAGAGCUUAUUCGAGAUUUGCUCAAGGUGAACAAUUUUAAGGCGGGCUUUCAGUCGGUGUUUCGUCGGCGGCCCGGCAGGAAUCGAACUAAGUUGUUGCUGAUGAUGCUGUCCCUGUGGUUCAUUCUCUUCAACAGCGAAACCGCGCGAAGCAUCAACCUGUACUACACGAAGAGCCGUUUCGACUGGGGGCCGCUCAAGUUUUCGAAUGUCACUGCCUUCUUUGGCCUCCUGCAGCUGGUGGGAACAGCCAUCUGUGUGCUCAUUUUCAGCAGGUUCCUGCAGUGGCGGGACCCAGCCCUUGCCAUCAUCGGUGUUGUCGUCUUCAUGCUGCAGAACAUUAUCAAAGGAUUGGCAACCAAGGAAUGGAUGUACUACCUCAGUUAUGUAGUGGGAUCUCCUGGAGGAGCAGCUGCUGUUGGCAUCUCUUCUUAUGCCUCCAAGUUGAUUAGUCCGUACGAAGCGACCAAGGUGUUCUCCUUCUGGACAACGUGCGAAUCACUGGUUCCUGCAUUUGGAGAUGUCUUCUCAUCCCUGGUGUUCAACGCUGCUCUGGAGUACCAGCCAGGGUUACCAUUCCUUAUAGGAGCUGGUCUUCAACUUUUUCCCCUUGCUGCCCUUGUGUAUUGCCUGCGUGUGGCCGAAGCAAACCCGGAGGACGACGACGACGAGCUGCUCGGAGAGCCAGAGCCCAUGACCAGUCCCGUGGACCAGUAGCCACACCGUGCACGAACCCCCACCUGCCCCAUAACCUGCUCACGUGUGCAUUUACCUAAGUGUCUUCCGAGAUAAGUCGACGUAGAUGGCUUGGGUGGUUGCGCAAUGUGUUCCGCGUAACCUAUGUGCAUGCGAGAGUUUUGUAUGAAAUGGUAGAAGGGCUAGUUGUGACACGUUCAUAGGGGAAAACGAAACUUAACAAAUGCUCGGCUGGUUCUUUUUUGUGUUUUUUUUUUUUUCGUUUUUUUUUUUUUCUUUUUCCGUUUUUUUAUACAAAAAGUUGUAUAUUUUACCCUCUAUUUUAUUUUGUGGUUGCUUCCAUGUGCCACGACUUUUGAACCAAAAACGAUGAGGUAUAUCUGCCUGUGUAAAUAUACACCCUUGUAGUGGCUACGCUUCGAAAAAUGAGUGCAAGUCAACAUCGACGUGUACAUCUUAAUUGCACUUUUCCUUUCUGGUUCUGUUUUUUUGUUUGUUUUCCUUUUUUUGUAAGUUUUUAUCAUGCCUUUGCAACUUUACUUUGCUUUUCUUCUGAAUUUUUAUCUUUUACAAACGACGUUGGCAAUUUGGUGGGGAUGUCUCGUUUAUUUAACGUGAAUGGACCUUUUUUUACAAUGGCCUAUGUGCAUGCGCAUGACCUUGAGGCGCCAGAGAGGGUUGCCUCCGUCUUCACUAGAUGGCACAGUAUGUGGACGACAGAAGUGGGGACCAGUGGGGAGACCGCACGAAAGGCGCAAGCUCGUCGGUCCCACUCCGGAUCGGUUUUGGUCCUUCGUGCUACCCACGUAGAUUUGUUUUGACGCGCGCCGAGUGUGCUUUGCUGGAGAGCCGCUACAAUACGACGCGUAUGUGAAGAAGGUCCAUUGUACUCUGUUUGCACCUCAAGAUGGCAUUGUUCAACCAUGGUCGUGCUUGCCAGCUCUCUGGACAAACUGUGGAAAAAAUGGGUCUCCAAUAAUAGGCCCAGAAUGGACUCCAAAAUGUUAUGAACAUUCAGUGUUUGCCCGGCACAUUGCGGAGCUUGGUCUUCUAUUGUGACUGAUUAUUUCUGUAAAGUUUUACCGGGUAAACUGAGUAAAUUGUUGAUAAGGUCACCGUCGAACAGCCACUGGUUCAGUCUCCCUAUGCAGUGAUUGAUUUUGAUUAGGGGUGUGCGAAUCCGAAUAUUUUAAGUCGAACUGAAUGGGGGGAAAAUUCCGAAUACCGAAUCGAAUAUCGAAUAUUAGUGCAACAUUUACAAUAUGUGACUUUCGCACUAAAAGUUUCCAUUUUGUAGCCCAUGGCUUUAGUGUAAUUUUUCUGGCAUUAACUGUCACAAGAGAGACAUGCAAUUCUUCUGUUUAAAGCCCCUACUCUUUAAUUUUAUGUGAGAGUGCUUCCUGUUUUUCAGGUGAGCCUACACUUACUGGAGUGGUUACCUUCAUUUCAAAAUUUUAUGUCAGGCAGUAGCACAUUAUACGGAUGAGGCUGUAAUUGUUUCAGACACCAACAGGCCAUUUGUUAAACAAACGAAUUGGCAUCCUGCCUCAGCUUUGCCCAUGAACACCUUUUAGUUUCUUUGCACUUGCCCUAGAAAGUUGCACUACUGAAAUUUUAGAUGUAAAGGACAUCUUUACAACACCUUUCUUGUUCGUGAGAUGUAGUCGUUAUUCGAGAGUUCUAACUUUUUAAAGGCAACCUCACAGACAUCAAAUCAAAGUCCCUCGUCGGCACCGCUAAACUGCAUGUGGGAGGGGCGCCACCACUUCCACAGACGAUGUUUACAAAGCUAACUUCGGAUAACGUUAUCUUAAACUAAACACCGUCCCGCCUGUGUUGGUCCUGCGGCAAAGGCAAUUUCGUAAAGCGGGCUUCACCUCAUGCACGGAAGCAUCAGGUGAAGCCAACUUUCGGGUUGUGUCGUUCAUAUUUGUGAAAUAGUCGAAUAUUCGAAAAAUCGAAUAUUGGUUAUUCGAUUCGCGAACCGAAUAGUUCUGGCGUUUGAUAUUUGAUUCUAAUUCGAGAACUCGAAUAUUCGCACAGCCCUAAUUUUGAUAGGUGAAUACUCAAAAGAGCAGUGAAAUGCAUUGUCAAAAAAGCGAACUACUAGGUAAGAUGGCGUAGAUGCUGUCACCUGUGUGCCACGUUUCUUCAUUGCCCAAGCUCAGGCUCUACUCAACUACCCCCUCCUCUCCCCCCCCCCCCCCCCAAGAAAAAACAGUUAGGAAAAAAUAUAUCCUGAAAACUUCAGGGCUGAGUUAUAAGUAGGGCCUGACUUUUUAGGGUUAAACCCGUAUCCGCCCGAUAUUUACCCCCCGAAUGAAAUCUGUAAAAUUCGGGUUUAACCCGAAUCUACCCGAAAACAUCUGGGCCGCGUGGCACACUCAUAAGCGUGCAUUCAAAUAAAGUUUGAUAACAUUGCUAAACAUUAGUUCCAUGUUAAGACAAAUUUUUAUUAAACAAAAAAAAAUCACCCAAAUACACCCGAAUUCCUGACGACAGAAUAUGCCGUAACGGGAUUUAACCCGAAUACACCCGAAUUUUCAAAUGAAAAAUAUCACCCGAUAUUUACCCCCCGAAUCUGGCCAAAAAUAAAACCCGAAAAAGUCAGGCCCUAGUUAUAAGCAGGUAUUUGGCAUUUGCUCAUGCAGCUGUGUCAAGCCUAGAUCCCUUUGGUGAAACUUGUGAUCUAGUGAGGGUGUUGAGGAGACCGUUCUGUUUUGUGUGACAUGGCAGUUGUCUGAUUCAAUGACGGUGAUUUUGACCUCUAGUUACUUCCUUCUAGUUACUUCACCGCUUCUUUACGAAGGGAGGCUGAACGUGGCUUCCUCCUUGCCUUUGUUGAUUGUCGACCCCAUUUCUGGUGCGUGUUUCCCAAAGAUAUCGUCUUAGCUGGUUGUGUGAACGUUUUGUGCCCUUACUACUUCUACAACUUUUUGGACAGCGACUCCGACGUUUUGCUGGGUUUUUGUGAAGACUCUUAGGCCACCAGGUCGUGUGACAACAAAUUCAAAGAAGUGCCUCGAACAGCUAGCCAUUGUUUUGUUGGGCACGCUUUUACUUCUGCAAGCACUUUUCUCGUUCGAAUUCUUGUAACGAUUUUUUUUUUACAAAGAUUUUCUAGGCAUUAUUAACGAAGCAGGCAACUGCCGGACCUUUCAAGGUUGAUUUGGUGCUGCUCUGGAAGUCAUUACAUUGAACUGGAAGUUGCACUUUACAUGCCAUACCUCACCACAAGGGGAGGUUUGCACUUUUAUUUAAAUCUUCUAGUCAUACCCUUCGGGAGUUAGCUGAUUUUUCGGAAGGGAAGUAAACGCAAACUACGUGUUUAGCAGGAUGGCAUAGUUUAAUGCCUACGAAAUUAGACUAUUCCUGUUGCCUUCUUAUUGCCACUGUUUACAGUUCGCAUGUUGUUCAUCCUGUGGGAAAUGCUCAUACAAUCAUGUACAGUGGGGCCUGUUUACAUCAGUGUGGGGGCAAUGUUUGCACUCAAGCACUGUUGGAAAUAGACAGGUUGUUAUUGGCACGUAGUAGGUGAAUGCAGGGCUUUCGCACGUCAAAUGAUGCUGCAGGAGAAGGUGCAACCGCAGUUUAUUUGCAGUUGGACAUAGUCCUGCAGCUCUGUUUCCUUCAGGCACUGCAGUAAACAAGCCCCACUACAUCUUGUCUUUCGUCAAAACAAGUGCAGUUCCCCCCCCCCCCCCCCCCACCUCACCGUUUUUCACCAUUGCCUUUCCCCGAAGUGUUUAAAGCGACAGUCAGAGCCCUAACCAAAGCUAAAGAAAUGCUAGCUCAUGCUUUCUUAUUAUGCUGGGUAUCACUGUGAAAAAAAAUACUUCAAUUAAAUUUGUAGCCAAUGAUUUAUAAUUGAAUUUAUGGCCAGCACUUACUGUCAGUAACAUCCAGUUUCUAUCACUCAAAGGAAUCAAACCCAUGGUGUGAGACAGAACUUACCGAUUACGUUACUGUACUUGCGUCACCGUGAAACUUGGAUAUGAAUGGGCAUUUGAUAUCUACAUAUAACUUACAGUUUAAUGCAGUUCUAAUCUUGAAAUCAGUCCACAGCCCCAGACUGCCCCUUUCAACUCUGUUUUCUCGCUGAAAGUAACGUUCCUCGUUUGCGCCCAGUCGCUUUGACCACUCGGUGUUCAGCGCUGAAGUAAAGAGGUUCAACAAGGGUGGUUCGGUGGCUCGUAAACCACACGUCUUUCCCUAGCAAUGUGGCGUGCUAAGAAACAUGCACUUGUGGCUCAGGAUAUGCAUUUAUGCGCACCUGCCUCCUCAACUAUUACCCAGAUAAUAUUUUCUGUCUCUAUGAAGUAUAUUUUAUAUUCAUGGGGCCCCCCUCUUUCGACGUACGUCAUAUUGAUUGUUAUUGUAUGUGAGGCGGACCUUUUUUCACGAGGGGCACAACACACUAUAUCUCUCUUUCACUGUUUCCGUGAUAGCAUGUUAUACUGGUUCACGUGAUUUUAAGGCCAUUCAUAUUACAAGGUGGCUUACGUCACACAAGGAACUCCAAGUGCACAAACUAUGAGAACUUCGUUGUUGACACGAGCUCUUUCUUUGCAUAACGACGACGUGCUUGCAACUGGUGAACAUCUGUUGUGAUUUUGCAUCGGUAUCUGUGUUGCUAUAUAUUGUCACAUUAUUCGAUGAGUGGAAUAAAAAAAAUCUCCUGUUGAA